GGAGGGGAGACAGAGACAGAGAAUGCCAACGCCAAAGGAGGAGGCCAUGGACAGGAAAAAGGAGAAAAAGGAUAUGCAUCGGACUAGAGAAAUCCCACCCUGCCUGAGCCCUUUGACCGUCUUGGGUCAUGGGACGUCUGUACGCGCUUCCGCUAAUGGGGGUGACAGUUGUGAGUGCGUGAGGUUAGGACACUGCCAGAUACACCCCACCCCUUGCUAGUCCAGGUGCUGGCUACCUGGCCUUCGCCAGCGUUCCCUGCCGCCCCGGCUUUUGUUGCACCCUCCCCCACAAGUGAGCCGCCGGGCUGCAGCGGUGGCCUGGGGGGUUGGGAGGUGGGGGGGAAGGUGAGGUGAGAUGUCGCGGUGCUGCGGGCUGCGCGGACCUGAGUGGAGAGGUCACACCUCUUUCGGAAAAAAAAAAAAAAAAAAGAAAGAAAGAAAGAGAGAGAGAGAGAAAAGAAAAAAAAAAAAAAAAAACCCAGGCUGGCGACCAAGGUGAACCCAGAACGGUUCCCACCUUAAAAUCGGCCCUACUCGUGACGUCAGGUCGGAAAUAUACCAAAGCGAGAGCCGGCCAGGAGUCCGGGGAGCGCGGCGGCGCGGCGAUUGGGCGGCGGGCCGCUGACGCGCGCUGACGCGCGGAGACUUUAGGUGCAUGUUGGCAGCGGCAGCGCGAGCCACAUAAACAAAGGCACAUUGGCGGCCAGGGCCAGUCCGCCCGGCGGCUCGCGCUAGGCUCCGCGGUCCCGCUCGCCUGCCCAGGCGGCCGCCUUCUCCGGCGCCCUCCCUGCUCUCGGCCACCAGGCUACUUUCGCCCCUCUCGCCCACCCCUCCCCGACCCUGCCACUCGGACUCCCAGAGGGAACUACACUUCGGCCGAGUUGAAUGAAUGAAGAAAUACGCGGAGAACUCCUAAGGAGGAGAUCCGACAGGCUGGACUCCCCACUGCUUUUCUAAAAAUCUUGGAAACCUUGUCCUUCAUUGAAUUACGACACUGUCCACCUUUAAUUUCCUCGAAAACGCCUGUAAUUCGGCUGAAGCCAUGCCUUGUGUUCAGGCGCAGUAUGGGUCCUCGCCUCAAGGAGCCAGCCCCGCUUCUCAGAGCUACAGUUACCACUCUUCGGGAGAAUACAGCUCCGAUUUCUUAACUCCAGAGUUUGUCAAGUUUAGCAUGGACCUCACCAACACUGAAAUCACUGCCACCACUUCUCUCCCCAGCUUCAGUACCUUUAUGGACAACUACAGCACAGGCUACGACGUCAAGCCACCUUGCUUGUACCAAAUGCCCCUGUCCGGACAGCAGUCCUCCAUUAAGGUAGAAGACAUUCAGAUGCACAACUACCAGCAACACAGCCACCUGCCCCCUCAGUCCGAGGAGAUGAUGCCGCACUCCGGGUCGGUUUACUACAAGCCCUCCUCGCCCCCGACGCCCACCACCCCGGGCUUUCAAGUGCAGCACAGCCCCAUGUGGGAUGACCCAGGCUCCCUCCACAACUUCCAUCAGAACUACGUGGCCACCACGCACAUGAUCGAGCAGAGGAAAACGCCCGUCUCCCGCCUCUCCCUCUUCUCAUUUAAGCAGUCGCCCCCCGGCACCCCCGUGUCUAGCUGCCAGAUGCGCUUCGACGGGCCCCUGCACGUCCCCAUGAACCCGGAGCAGGCGGGCAGCCACCACGUGGUGGACGGGCAGACCUUCGCUGUGCCCAACCCCAUCCGAAAGCCCGCGUCCAUGGGCUUCCCAGGCCUGCAGAUCGGCCACGCGUCGCAGCUGCUGGACACGCAGGUGCCCUCGCCGCCGUCGCGGGGCUCUCCCUCCAACGAGGGGCUGUGCGCUGUGUGCGGCGACAACGCGGCCUGCCAGCACUAUGGCGUGCGCACCUGUGAGGGCUGCAAAGGUUUCUUCAAGCGCACGGUACAAAAAAACGCAAAAUACGUGUGUUUAGCAAAUAAAAACUGCCCAGUGGACAAGCGGCGCCGGAAUCGCUGUCAGUACUGCCGAUUUCAGAAGUGCCUGGCUGUUGGGAUGGUCAAAGAAGUGGUUCGCACGGACAGUUUAAAAGGCCGGAGAGGUCGCUUGCCCUCGAAACCGAAGAGCCCACAGGAGCCCUCUCCCCCCUCGCCCCCGGUGAGUCUGAUCAGUGCCCUCGUCAGGGCCCAUGUCGACUCCAACCCGGCUAUGACCAGCCUGGACUAUUCCAGGUUCCAGGCGAACCCUGACUAUCAGAUGAGUGGCGAUGACACCCAGCAUAUCCAGCAGUUCUAUGAUCUCCUGACUGGCUCCAUGGAGAUCAUCAGGGGCUGGGCCGAGAAGAUCCCGGGCUUCGCUGACCUGCCCAAAGCCGACCAAGACCUGCUUUUCGAGUCUGCUUUCUUAGAACUGUUUGUGCUGCGAUUAGCAUACAGGUCCAACCCAGUGGAGGGUAAACUCAUCUUUUGCAAUGGGGUGGUCUUGCACAGGUUGCAAUGCGUUCGUGGCUUUGGGGAAUGGAUUGAUUCCAUUGUUGAAUUCUCCUCCAACUUGCAGAAUAUGAACAUCGACAUUUCUGCCUUCUCCUGCAUUGCUGCCCUGGCUAUGGUCACAGAGAGACACGGGCUCAAGGAACCCAAGAGAGUGGAAGAACUGCAAAACAAGAUUGUAAAUUGUCUCAAAGACCAUGUGACUUUCAAUAAUGGGGGGUUGAACCGCCCCAACUAUUUGUCCAAACUGUUGGGGAAGCUCCCAGAACUUCGUACUCUUUGCACACAGGGGCUACAGCGCAUUUUCUACCUGAAACUAGAAGACUUGGUACCACCGCCAGCAAUAAUUGACAAACUUUUCCUGGACACUUUACCUUUCUAAGACCUUCUCCCAUGCACUUCAAAGGAACUGGAAAGAAACCUAAAACUAUCCAGAGGGGGCAAGUCACAAGGCAGAGAUAUCCCCAUGAGCUGUCUCAGCUCUAGCUGGCCCCCACCCCCUCCAUAAAACCCCAGCCCCUCGAUCCCUAAAGAAAACAAAAACAAAAACAAAAAAACAAAACAAAAACAACAAAAACUGUUGCUAUUUCUUAACCUGCAGGCAGAACUUGAAAGGGCAUUUUGGCUCCGGGGCAUCCUGGAUUUAGAACACGGACUACACACAAAUACAGUGGUAUAAACUUUUUAUUAUCAGUUUAAAAAUCAGUUUAUUGUUCAGAAGAAACAUUCCUAAUGUCUGAUGGGAAAUGUUUGGCCAUGUUUGGUUGUUGCCAUUAAGACAAAUGUAACACACACACACACACACACACACACACACAUGCACACACACACACCUCACACAUUGUAAGGGGACCCACAAGUAUUGCCCUUUAAAAGACUUCAAAGUUUUCUGCUGUAAAGAAAGCUGUAAUAUAUAGUAAAACUAAAUGUUGCGUGGGUGGCAUGAGUUGAAGAAGGGAAAGGCUUGUAAAUUUACCCAAUGCAGUUUGGCUUUUUAAAUUAUUUUGUGCCUAUUUAUGAAUACAUAUUACAAAUUCUAAAAGAUAAGUGUGUUUGCAAAAAAAAAGAAAAAAGAAAAAAAGAACUACACACAAAAGGGACAAGCAUGUUGAUUCUAGGUCGAAGAUGUUAUAGGCACUUGCUAUUUCAGUAAUGUCUAUAUUAUAUAAAUAGUAUUUCAGACACUAUGUAGUCUGUUAGAUUUUAUAAAGAUUGGUAGUUAUCUGAGCUUAAACAUUUUCUCAAUUGUAAAAUAGGUGGGCACAAGUAUUACACAUCAGAAAAUCCUGACAAAAGGGACACAUAGUGUUUGUAACACCGUCCAACAUUCCUUGUUUGUAAGUGUUGUAUGUACUGUUGAUGUUGAUAAAAGAAAGUUUAUAUCUUGAUUAUUUUGUUGUCUAAAGCUAAACAAAACUUGCAUGCAGCAGCUUUUGACUGUUUCCAGAGUGCUUAUAAUAUACAUAACUCCCUGGAAAUUACUGAGCACUUUGAAUUUUUUUUGUUUUUUUUUAAUGUCUAAAAUUGUCAGUUAAUAUAUUAUUUUAUGUUUGAGUAAGAAUUUUAAUAAUGCCAUAUUCUGUAGUAUUUUUCUUUGUAUAUUUCCAGUAUGGCACAUGAUAUGGAGUCACUGCCUUUUUUUCUAUGGUGUAUGACAGUUAGAGACGCUGAUUUUUUUUUUCUGAUAAAUUCUUUCUUUGAGAAAGACAAUUUUAAUGUUUACAACAAUAAACUAUGUAAAUGAACAGAA
This is a messenger RNA of Acinonyx jubatus (cheetah), 4207 nucleotides long. It is a transcript of the gene NR4A2, whose product is annotated as nuclear receptor subfamily 4 group A member 2. The record is from RefSeq and is a predicted model, not a curated record. NCBI's taxonomy places the organism in Eukaryota, Metazoa, Chordata, Mammalia, Carnivora, Felidae. Bases 1043 to 2839 code for a protein of 598 amino acids. Gene Ontology annotation, cellular component: nucleus; transcription regulator complex. The transcript has 8 exons. Gene Ontology annotation, molecular function: nuclear glucocorticoid receptor binding; nuclear receptor activity; RNA polymerase II cis-regulatory region sequence-specific DNA binding. Gene Ontology annotation, biological process: central nervous system neuron differentiation; regulation of transcription by RNA polymerase II; cellular response to corticotropin-releasing hormone stimulus.